UUCGAACGCUAAACAACACUGAACUUAAACACAGCUGAUGCCACAAUGCGUCUAUUGUUUGGAAAACAGCGAACUGGGUAAAAUGUUUGCUAAGCAAACAUUGUCUUCCCAUAGUUAUUUAAAUUAUUCUAAGCAAUGGGAGAGCAGCAACAGAUUGAGCUGCAAGGCCAGCAUCAACAGGAAUUGCGCUGUGAGCAGCAACAGAGUGUCAAGCUUGUGGACACAGAGGAGGCGAGUGCAGAAGAGCCGCCGCUGAUGGUUAUUAGCGCAGUGUAUAGCUUGAAGCCAGCGAAACGGCCAUUGACGAUAAAACAACUAAUUGCUAAGAAACUGAAGGAAAGGCACUAUCGAGUUAUAGCUAGGAUUGAGAUAAGCGACAGUGAAUCCGAGAAUGGAGAGGAGGAGGCACCCAUCGACAACAUUGAUAAGAAUUUGCCUUUGGCUACUUCUGGGUGCGACCUGAGGAAAUCAGACCAGAUCAUUGAACUGCCGUGAGUUCAAGUUCAAGUAGCGCUAUCAGUAGAAAUAAUCAAUAAAAAUCAAUAAUCAAUAGCUAAAGUAAAUGUACAAAAUAUUCCCCAUAUAUACGACGUCUAUUUCCUAAAAAUAGCAAUAAUCCCAGAUCACCUUCCAACUUGUACACUGUUAUUAAAGCGUAUGGUAAUAAGGAAAAAAUAUAUGUUGAAAAAUA
Drosophila montana is the source of this 691-nucleotide messenger RNA. RefSeq lists its product as uncharacterized. The record is from RefSeq and is a predicted model, not a curated record. The transcript is spliced from 2 exons. Lineage: Eukaryota; Metazoa; Arthropoda; Insecta; Diptera; Drosophilidae. The coding region runs from base 136 to 495 and encodes 119 amino acids.